CAUGGAGCAAAACGCCGCCAAUCAACCGUCCCAACUCACUGACGUGGUGAAGGUGAGAAGGGCAGAGGAGAACGAGUUACACCUGAUCAUAGAGUGGUGGCUUCAGGAUUAUUCUUAUUGUACGUGCGACCACGAAUCCCUGAAGAUGAUGCACAGGUUUGCAGGCAACGGAUCGCUCUGCGCCUAUCAGCGUGAAACUGGCCAGCCAAUCGGCUUCCUCAUGGUAGCAAACCUGAAUGAAGACGUGGCAAUGGCCGGCUGGUUCAUAGUGAAGGAUGCUUGGCGCGGAAAGCGUGUGGGUCAGCUUCUCGUCGAGAAUCUACGCACGCAUUGCGGCGCAAAUCGCAAUCUUGCGAUUAAUGCGGUGCCGCAAAAUGUGAAGCUGUACGAGAAGUUGGGUUUGAAGGUAGAUGAGACCUGGGAGAAUUUGAAGUAUGUAGGACUGCCGGUCAUCAGAAAUCUUCAGCCCCUACCUGAAGACGACAUAGUGAUUGUGGACAAGAAUUCUAUGACGCCGAACAUUUCCCGCGCAUUGUUCGACUAUGACAAGAAAAUACACGCCGGAAUACAGCGAACUGAAAUAGUAAAUGAUUUCAUCUGCUACCGUAAUUCAAUCGUCUUCGUGGCGACGUGCGGCGAUGUUGACGACGUCAUCGUCGUCGGCUACAUAAUUAUAAUGCCGACAGCGGUGCUAGACCAGUACGGGGUGUUUCCGCUCUAUGGAAAUACGCCGGCAAUCAUACAGCGAUUGUUUUGUAGAGCCGUAGAGGCCCUCCACGAACGUAAAGAGAAAGCUAGUUUAAUUCUAGCCGUGCCUAGUGCUAACACGGCUGCUGUGAAGAUGGUAGAGGCUGCAGGUCUCUGCAACGAGUCAUUGGAGAGAAGAAUGUAUAGUAGUGAAUUUAUUCCCUUGGACGUGAGCAAAAUUGCCAGUGUUCUGACAGAUGACGUGACACUAUGGUAAAAGCAGACGCAUUACAUUGCGUCGUUUAUCGGCGCUAAAUCGUGCGAUCAUGAAUAGUAA
This is a messenger RNA of Priapulus caudatus, 1024 nucleotides long. RefSeq lists its product as uncharacterized. The record is from RefSeq and is a predicted model, not a curated record. The transcript is spliced from 3 exons. Lineage: Eukaryota; Metazoa; Priapulida; Priapulimorpha; Priapulimorphida; Priapulidae. Gene Ontology annotation, molecular function: acyltransferase activity, transferring groups other than amino-acyl groups. Bases 2 to 964 code for a protein of 320 amino acids.